CAGCCACACCAAAUCCGUAAACUUAGUGAGUAAUACAUAAGAAAAAGCUCCAUUUAAAAAUAGUUAAUAAAAUCUAAUAUUGCUAUAUAUGUGAUUUUCUGUAUUUUUUCUCUUUAUUCAACUUAUAACUAAUAUUAAUGUAUAUAGUUUCGAUCGGCGCACCACGUAGUUUUUCACCACCGGCGGACCAAUGUUGCUAGAUAGCAAAAGGCGACGAACUAAGAGACCACUCGUAAAGUUUAUUAGUUAGUCUUUUAUUCGUGAUUUUGAACAUUCUUGGCUGAUGACACCACAAUUGAUGAUGUGUGCAUAAAGGUUGAGUUGUACAAGCAAAAUAUUUCACGUUAAAUUUCUCGAGACUUAGUCUUUGUUGUUGUUUAUGCAAAUAACGUUAGUCGUAUCAUAGUAUAAUUAAGGAUAUGUCAGUUCGCAAACGUUUUCCAUUUUCCCUUAGUUGUAGGAAUCAUGAUUGAUUUCAGUUCUCAGCUGUAUUGUUCUAUUAACUGAAUCAAAAACCAAAAAGAAAAAUCAGACAUCAUACAAUUUCCCUAAUUUUUGUGUCAGAAACAAAGCUCCCCCACUCAACAGGUCUUCUUGUGUGUUUAUUGGAAAGUCAUGGGACUUAGUCGCGUUCAAUGAAUCCCAUCGUAAAUGAAGGACAAUGACAUAACAAGUUCACGAAUUGUAAAAGAUUAAGUACAUGUUUGUCUGUAUCCAUGACUCUUCUUCAGGUCAGGCUAUAUGUUUCCCACACGCUACCUGCUCAUUAUAUAUACACCUUAUGAGUUAUGUUGUCAUUUAUACUUGGUACAAAACCACAUAUUACAUAACAGAAUAAAUUUCACCUACGACACCACCAUCAAGACAGAAUAAAAUGAAGGGAAAUUUGUGGUUGGUUGCUUUGUUUUUGGUUCUCUCUUUGGUGAUUUCAUUUUAUGCAGCUUCAACUCAGCCGUACCAAUUCCGCAAACUUUUGAAUAUAGAAGCAUCACCUAGUAAGUCAGGAUCUGCGGGCCGUCACUAAAGCUGUUAGCAAGGCGAAAGCAGUGGGAGAUGCAGCAUGAGAGCUGCCGUCGUGGAUGUUGGAUUGACAUGUAUGCGCAUUUAGAUGUAUGAAGAGUUUCAAUUGAACUCUUCAUACCCAAAGUAUAUAAGGAUUAGUAAAUUACAUGUUGUUUGGUCAAAUGUUUGAAAGUUGAAGUCUAACUGUGAAAGCAGAGGAUGAAAACUCCAUUUAAUAACUUUUGAUCAGCUCCAAAAGCUGCGUAAUUUCCUUACUGCAUAAUCCUGUAGUACUUAUUUAUUUUGGUCAUGGAACAUGCAAGUCUAUAUCUAACAAAAACAAAAAUGGAGAAAAGGUGUUAGUCAGUUCAACGAAAAAAAAUUGAGAAAAUGGUGCCUAAUUUUUUUUUGAAACUAACCAUAUGUUUCAUUGGGAUGGAGGAUUUAUGCAUAUAGAUUAAACAUGACACCCUGUAGUCUAAUUUGACUUCGUUAAACUAAACAACCUCGCAUAACUUGAUCGAUAAAAGAAAAGGUCCAAAUGAUUAUUAAACUUUAUGUUAAUUGGUACAUUACUUCUGAGAAGCAUCAUUCAUUGUAAAUGAUUGACAGCUCCACCGCAACAGAUUUCUCUUUCUAUAUUAUAAGGCCAGCAUCAAGCGUUCUUUCAAAAUAAAAGAGAUGAAUUGGAAGUUAGGUUUGCUAAUUGGUUUGAUGCUCCUCUUGUCUAUUACACUAAACCCAACUUUGGCCAGAGUAACUUACUCAUCUCGCACGACAA
Brassica rapa (field mustard) is the source of this 1783-nucleotide messenger RNA. RefSeq lists its product as uncharacterized. The record is from RefSeq and is a predicted model, not a curated record. Lineage: Eukaryota; Viridiplantae; Streptophyta; Magnoliopsida; Brassicales; Brassicaceae.